CUUCCCUGAAAGAGAACAGAACAUCAACACCAACACCAGCAACAAUGGCAAAGAGAAAGAGGGCCGAAGGCGCUACUGUUACUGGCAGUAAUGCUACAGACCUGGCACCUUCCAAAAAGGCAAGAGGAACUGUAGCUUUGGAUUCAAAAUCGCCAUCGCAACCCCAACAGCGACAGAAAUCCCCGACCAAAACCCAGCCCAAGCCUGAGUCCAAGUCUCAGUCCCAGUCUCAGUCCCAAGUCCAACAUUUUACCACAGAUGGCGGCCUUACCCUCCAAAUUGUUACCGGCUCCUACGACCGUGUACUUCAUGGAAUAUUAGCGACUGUGACCCCGGAAGGCAAAGUCGAAUUCGCCGACACCUUCUUGUUCAACGCGCAUCCUUCGGCCAUUCGAUGCGUUGCCCUCUCCCCGCCGACCAAUCCAGCCCCAGGACAGGACCAGAAGGUCCUGCUGGCUUCGGGCAGCACCGAUCCGAAAGUCAAUAUCUACACUCUUUCCGCGCACCCUCCGAAACGUCGAGAAAAGGACGAAAUGUCCUCGGCCGGCCUGCGCCCGAUUCUUGAAAACUCGAAGAACAGGGAACUAGGGGCCUAUAAUCCCCACGAUUCGACCGUCACUAAACUCGUCUUCCCCACACGGUCUAAGCUCAUUUCCUCGAGCGAGGACUCCACUAUCUCUGUGGCCAAGACGAGGAACUGGGAGACCAUGAGCACGAUCAAGGUGCCAAUACCAAAAGCGCAAGGCCGGCCGAGCGGCGACACGGCACCGCUCGGGGGCAGCCCGGCUGGAGUCAACGACUUUGCCGUCCAUCCUAGCAUGAAGUUGCUUAUCAGCGUCAGUAAGGGCGAGCGUUGCAUUCGUCUAUGGAAUCUCUUGACGGGGAAGAAGGCGGCCGUGCUCAACUUCGGCCGAGAGAUGCUUCAGGAGAUUGGGGAAGGAAAACACUCGACCGGAGAGGGCAGGCAGGUGGCAUGGGGUGCGACGGCGGAGAGCGAAGAGUUUGCCGUGGGCUUCGACCGAGACAUCGUGGUGUUCGGGAUGGACAGUCUUCCCAGGUGCCGCGUCAUGCCCGAUGCGCGCACAAAGAUCCACCAUAUGGAGUAUAUCUCUGUCGACGACGUGAGCGAAACGACGCUGAUCGCCGUAUCCACGGAGGAUGGGAGAAUACUGUUCUGCUCGACCCGGGAGGAGGACCUGACACGACCUCCGUCUUCGAAAUCCAAAGAACAGAAGCUUCCUGUCGCUAAACUGGUGGCGCAAAUUGGAGGCAAGGAAGCCGGCGUUACCGGAAGGAUCAAGGAUUUCAACGUCGUGCGCGUGGAAGAACAGAGCCAGACGGUAUUCUACCUCGUUGGCGGAAGCAGUGACGGCAAGGUGCGGUUAUGGAAGGUGGGUGCCAAGGAACUGCUGUCGCGCACCCAGGAGGCUACGGCCGGAAAGCCAGACAAACAGACCGAGCCCGAAGCCUCAGCCGCAGCUCCCCAAGUGGGCAACCUUUUGGGGGCGUACGAGACGAACAACAGAAUCACCUGCACGGCGGCGUUUGCCAUGAUACCCCGGCCGGACGGUGUCGGCGAAAGUGAUGACGAGAUGGACGACCUGGAAGAGGAGACGGAAGACAACUCGAGCGACGAUGGCGACGAGGGUGGUAAAGACGAGUAGGGAACGAGGGAGAAGAGAAGGGAUGAUGUCGGAGUACCUAUAGGGCGGCGCGUCCAGAAUGGGCAUUCGCGGGGCAACAUUGUAAUUGCACAACGCUCAUCUACUGAUACCAAGUCACCAUUUACUCCGUACCUACGUUAUGUUUUAUAUCCUAGAUUCUUGUCACUUUUGUCACCUUAUCCACUCUAACCAGUCCCCAAGAUCCGGGUCAACCCUGACUGGUAAAUUAAUCACGGCCA
Molecule: messenger RNA, 1903 nt
Organism: Sodiomyces alkalinus F11
Lineage: Eukaryota; Fungi; Ascomycota; Sordariomycetes; Glomerellales; Plectosphaerellaceae
Product: WD40 repeat-like protein
Exons: 1
Coding region: 45-1664 (539 amino acids)
Molecular function (GO): protein binding
Source: RefSeq, a predicted model, not a curated record